CGAGAUGCCCCUCUCCUCCGCAACCCUAACCCUACUCUGCUCUGCCUUCGUCCUCCUCCGCUCCUUUGCCUUUCCCCCGCCCUCCUCAUCUUCCUUCGUCUUCAUUCCUCUCGUGACUCUCGCCACGCCCUUCCUUCCCCAUGCCUGCAAUCUAACGCAUCACUGCCAUCUCCACCACCACGCCACUUGCACUGGAACCCGCCCCUUCCCUCGCCUUCCGUUUCUCUGCCUGCCUGCCUCCCUCCCUCCCAGUCAUGGAAUAGAUCCCCAGGCUGCCUUUCUCAUAGCAGAAGCCUUGUUCUUUGCGUGGUGGAUGUGUGGCAUAUACGCAGGCUUAUUUCGGCAAGAGUUACAAAGGAGAUACCACCUCCAGAACUGUCCAUGCGAACCGUGUACCGUCCAUUGCUGUUUGCACUGGUAUGCACUAUGUCAGGAUGCAGGCACGUUUAUCGGACAACGUGGUGAUGCCCAUGACUGUUAUCAAUCCUCCGCCUUAGCAACAGAUUAAUUUUGAAGAAUCCGCAACAGCAAGCGACUCGAAGCCUGCCCAGAUACAAGAUACAGGCUUCAUAACGAUCUAUAUUCUGAGCUGGUGAUAUUGAAUCUUAAUCCUUUAUGAGGUAGGAGCUCAGUUCAACAAGAAUUGCUUAUCGUGCUUGAUAUCCAAUUCAAUUGGUGCACCUUCCUCCCCAUAUUGAUCGAAACAACUAUGUAGUUUGUUUGGAAUAAUAGGAGAAAAUCAACUUAGGUGACGGUUAAACCAUUUACAUCCUGAAAUUUCAAGCCUUACAGGCCUCAUAAUUCAUUGGGUUGAAAAAUAGUGUUUGAAUGGUUUUCUAAUUACCUCAAUCCCUUGUGCAUUCUCUUCAAGUACCCUUUAUAAGUUGGGUUAAAUGACAACAAGCAACUAGUAAGCAACUAGUAAGAAACGCAUCAUUUGCAUUUGGAAUGGGUGGUGAGAAGGUGAAAUUGGAUCUGAUUUUCAUUAAUUCAUCAUGGAAUAUCUUUUGGAAUUAUUCAAGCAUCAUAUAAUCAUGAUUUGGAGCUUUUUAUAUGGUUUUUUCAUGUCAAGAUUUUCAAGCACCAUAGAAAAACAUGACAAAAUAUCAAGUAUGCAAGGUAUUUUUGGAGAUACUUGGGAAGGAUCUGAAGUUUAUAUUGGAGCAUUUGAGGUUUUAUUAAACAAAAAUAACUUAUUGAAUAAAAACCAAUGUGCACAUUUGUGUAAGAAAAUUGGACAUGUUACUAAGGUUUUUGACCACCUAAUGACUUGCACCAAUGGUGGAUUGGAGUUUAGGCUUUUAAUGAGUGAGUUGUUUUUUAUACUAACUAAAUCUUAUUUUUUAGUUGAAAAUUGUGGGAAACCAAAUUGGUGUAAAGAAGCUAUCCUUCAAUUAAAUAACAAAGAGACUUUUAGAGAAUUACUUUUGGAUUUGAAAUGUUGUUGUGAUAUAGCAAGUGAUAUACUUUUAAAGAAUUAUUCUAAAAAACUUGAAGACAUCUCAUUUGCUACUUUUAAUGUUGCAACAUAUGAAGAAGUAGAAGGUGAUGUUAAAGUUGUACAUGAGAGGUUGAUUCAUGCAAAUGGAAUAGAUGAUUUUGAAUAUUGUGGACUAGCAAAGCAUCUAUUAAAGAGAUUAGAAGAUUUACUUUAUAUAGAUGAUGAGGAAUUGGAUGAUUUAAAUCUAUCAUCUAACAUAGAGAGUCUUCAAUUCAUAAAUAGAAUAAGUGAAGGAAGUUUUGGAGCGGUUUAUGAAUCAAAGUGGUUGGGAGUUUUAUGUGCAAUCAAAAAGAUGGAUGUUGCAUUUAACAAGUUUUUUAAAAGAGAAGUGACCAUUUUAGCCAAUUUAUGCCACCCCAACUUGAUAACAUAUUAUUUUGCAAUGAAAGGUCAUGCAAAUGAAAGUGGUGAAUCUUUUGAGUUAGUAGUUAAAAAAGACUAUUUGUAUAUUGGCAUGGAAUUGAUGCAAACAAAUUUAAAUGACAUGUUGGAAAAUACAAAGCAAACAUCUUAUGUUUUUCUUAUUGAUAUUAUAUAUCAAAUUGCAAAAGGGAUGUGUUACUUGCAUGACAUGCACAUUGCACAUCGUGAUUUAAAACCUCAAAACAUUUUGGUUAAUGUCAUAGAGAUAAAAGUUAUGAAUAAGGUUAUUCAACAUGCUAUUGUGAAAGUGAUAGAUUUUGGAAUAUCUAAGAUUGAAGUUGGAAGUAAUCCAGAAACCACAAAGAAUGAAGUACCUUAUGGUACUGUUGCAUAUAUGGCCCCUGAGGUAUUGAAAAGCAAGUUUGAAACAACAACAAUGUGUCCUUUUGAAGCAGAUGUUUAUUCAUUUGCAAUAGUAUGCUCUAAGAUUCUUUCAAAAAGAGACCCAUUUGAUGGUGUUUAUAAGAUGGAAGCAAUAUUAGAAAGAAUUGAAAAAGGUGAAAGACCAAAGUUACCUUCAAAUUGUAAUGAGUUGAUUGAGCUUAUCCAAGAGUGUUGGAUGUUGAAUCCUUUGCAUCGGCCAAAGUUUGCAAAUAUUUGUAAAAGAUUGGACUUAAUAAAGAAAAAGUUUUUAGUUGGAAUUGAAGUGGCAAAUGCACCAUAUUUUGGAGAAUCAAAUAAGAAUUGUCAUCAAAGCAAAAGAUUUCAGCUAAUACAUAAUGGAUUGCCAUUGGUUGAAUCAUCUGGAGAGGAAAUAUUUGGUAGAGCACAAUAUUUAUCCCAAAUUAGAAAACUAUGUGCAAAUAAAGUGAAGGUAUUGUAUCUUGUCGGAAUGGGUGGAAUAGGCAAGACCACAAUAGCAAAGACUACAUUGAUUAAUGUAAAAAACAUGUAUAAUGCCUCAUGCUUUGUUGAGUGCAUUGAAAGUGGAGGUGAUUGCUAUACAACUUCUUGCAAUAUCUUAGAACAAUUUCAAGUCAAAGAAAAACCAAAAGAUGUAAAAGAAGCUCAUAAAAUAUUAAAAUCAUUUUUAACUAAGAACAAAAUAAUUUUGGUGUUUGACAAUAUAAAGAAUCAAAGUCAAAUUGAAGAUGUUGUGCCUAUGGAUGACAUAUUUGCUAGCAUUGGUAGCACAUUGAUUGCAACAACUCGAGAUUCAAAUGUAAUGAAGGAUUGUGGCAAAGAGAUUCAUAAAAUAAAUAUUGAAGAACUUGAUGAAGAAACAAGUAUGAAGAUGUUUAUUACUCAUUCAUGUGGCCAAGAAAGUCUACCUAUUGAACUCAUUGAGGUUGGCAAAAGAAUUGUAAGAGCUUGUAAUGGCCUACCAUUGAGUCUAAAAGUUAUGGGAGCAUUUUUAAGAGAGAAGAAAAGGUUGAGAUGUUGGGAGCGAGCUUUACAAAAGUUGAAAAGGGGAAGAAAGUUGGAUGGAGAUGAAAACAAUAGUAACUACAAGAUUUGGAAGAUAUUAAGAUUGGAGGGAUUAUUUUACAACAACAUAAUUAACAAUAAUAUUGGCAAAAUAAGAAGUGCUUCUUUUUCAUCACUUCAAUUUUUAAGUUGUAAUAUUGGUGUCUUUGCACCUAAAAUUGUGAUAAAGAUAUUAACCAUAUUUUUUGUGUUGGUAAAGAAUUCUCUUAAUUUGAGAUGUUUUCUACUUAACAUACCAUUGGAAUAUAAAUUUAAAAAAGAAGAAGCACAUAAAGCAUUGCAAAUGCUACAUGACAAAGAUGUUUGGAAAAAAUUUGGGAGUUUAAAUGUGUUGCAAUUGAGAAAUUGUUCUUUUAUAGAAACACUUCCAAAUUUAUUUUAUAAAAUUACCACAUUAUUAGAACUUGACUUAGGAGAAUGCUCAAACUUAACUAUGCUACCAAAUGAAUUGGAGUAUAUGACUUCUUUAAAGAUACUUAACUUACAAUAUUGUGAAAGGUUAAAAUUAUUACCAACAUCAAUAGGAAGUCUUAUUUCUUUAAAAGAUCUUAAUAUUGAAAAUUGCCAAAGCUUGACAUCAUUGCCAAAUGAAUUGGGCAACCUCACAUCUUUGACUUCCUUAAAUAUGAAGGGGUGCUCAAGCCUGACAUCAUUGCCAAAUGAAUUGGGCAACCUCACAUCUUUGACUACCUUAAAUAUUAGUUGGUGCUUAAGCUUGACAUCAUUACCAAAUGAAUUGGGGAACCACUCAUCUUUGACUACCUUAAAUUUGGAGAGCCUUCUUGCUCUCAUGUCCCUUCUGCUCAUCACCGUCAUUGGAACUCCUGACGGUAGCUUAGGUCACCAGCAUCAGCACCACUUCCACAACUAG
Physcomitrium patens is the source of this 4223-nucleotide messenger RNA. RefSeq lists its product as uncharacterized. Gene Ontology annotation, biological process: protein phosphorylation. Lineage: Eukaryota; Viridiplantae; Streptophyta; Bryopsida; Funariales; Funariaceae. Gene Ontology annotation, molecular function: protein kinase activity; ATP binding; ADP binding. The record is from RefSeq and is a predicted model, not a curated record.